AUGUCGGAUCCAGCUACAACGAUCACGGCACCACCGCCAUACAUUACUAGCAGCCAGCAAUGUACACUGGAGAUAUGUCCUCUUUCGUAUGCUCACACAACUUAUCUCCCGAAUCUGGGAGGAAAUGCUUUCUUUGUCGCCGUAUUCGCUCUUUUCAUCCCAAUACAGAUAUAUCUUGGCGUCCGAACUCGAACCUGGGGAUACAUGGUCGGCAUGGUCUGCGGUCUGAUCCUCGAGGUGUUGGGGUAUAUAGGGCGGAUAAAGAUGCGAGACAAUCCAUUUAUUGAUAGAUGGUUUGAAAUGUAUAUCAUUAGUCUCACCAUCGCACCGGCAUUCCUCAGCGCAGCCAUCUACCUCAGUCUUGCUCGUAUAGUAUCAGUCUAUUCGAUAGAGCUCACCAGGAUUAAGCAACGAGGCUACACUCUCAUCUUUGUUACCUGCGAUAUCUUCUCUUUACUCCUACAGGCUGCAGGCGGGGCAAUCACGACGUCCAACGACAAUUCGACCGUGCAGGCUGGUAUCAACAUCAUGAUAGCGGGUUUAUCCACCCAAGUCGCAUCACUGACGCUCUACCUCGGCAUUUGUCUUGACUUUGCAUUUCGAGUAUACAGACUGAAUUCGCAGAAACAAUCUGGGCAUAUGUUUCGACUGGUCGGGAAGCGCCAUUCAUCUGCUUUGUCCAAUGAUGAGGAACAUGAAGACGAUCAUGGCCAUGCAGCAACUGGACUGAAUCCUGAUUUUGCAUCUCUCCGUACAUCAAGGAAAUGGCAUAUAUUUCUGGUCUGCCAAGGUUUAGCAACAAUCUGCAUCUACAUUCGUUGCAUAUUUCGCGUCGCAGAACUCAGUGGAGGUUUUAAUGGCCAUCUAGCAAACGAUGAGGUCACCUUUAUGGUCUUGGAAGGCGCCAUGAUCACUAUCGCGACGGCUGCGUUGAGCUUCUGGGGUCAUCCCGGCAUUGGUUUUGCCGGACGGUGGGAUGAACUCAAUUACCCUUUGUUCUCAAAAAAGAAGCGCGCGAAUAGUGCAUAG
Molecule: messenger RNA, 1029 nt
Organism: Talaromyces stipitatus ATCC 10500
Lineage: Eukaryota; Fungi; Ascomycota; Eurotiomycetes; Eurotiales; Trichocomaceae
Product: sphingoid long-chain base transporter, putative
Exons: 2
Coding region: 1-1029 (342 amino acids)
Cellular component (GO): fungal-type vacuole; plasma membrane
Source: RefSeq, a predicted model, not a curated record